CAUUUGAUGAAAUGUUUUCAUUUGAAUAAAUUUAUUUUGAUUUAGAAAGCCAAUACAAACAAACAACAAAACAAAACAUAAAACAUAAGCUAUGGAAUUUGAUCCAUCCAAAUAUUCGACAACAUCAUUUGAUUCAAUGGGACCGGCAUUAAAAUUGAUACAUCUUAUAAAGAAACAAAUAUUCGAUAUUAAUCAACCAUUAAGAAUUGUUGAUCUAGGAUGUGGCCCUGGAAAUUCAUCAUGUUUAUUAGCCGAAUCAUUUCCACAAUCAACGAUAAUCGGUUUGGAUGUUGUACCCGAAAUGAUUGAACAUGCAAAGAAAAAUUUUUCCAAAAAAAAUGAUCGUUUUCAAUUUUUUGUACAAGAUUUAGGCUUACCGUUUGAUAAAUGGAAUACCGAAUUACGAGAAUUAUUACAAACCAAACAAGUGGAUUUAAUAUUUUCUAAUUAUGCAUUACAAUGGAUUUUUAAUCCUUCCAUAUUGGGUGAUUCAUUACGGAAAAUAUUAAAACCUAAAACCGGUAUACUUGUUGCUAAUAUUCUAUUUAGUGAUAUUUUAUCAGUUGUUGAUCAAAAUGAUCAACAUGAAUGUAAAUUAUUGGAAAAAUAUCUUCAUUACCCUAGUGAAAAACAAUUUAUUAGUGAAUGGAUUUUUGGCUUGAAAAAUGAUGCUCAUUUAAAUGAUAUUUGGUUACAUUAUUGGCAACCAAAAUGUAUUUAUCCGGAAAAAUAUUAUCGUGAAUCCUAUGUAAAAAUACCACUUAAAUGGCAUGAACAUUUUAUCGAUAAUUCCGUAUCCGAAGAAUUACGUAAAGAAAUUUUAAAAAUUUUAACAAAAUUAAUUUUAAAAAAACGUAUUACACGUAUUAUACCAAGAAGGAUGAAUGGUUUAAAUCAUCAUCAUAAUGAUGUUAAUCAAGUUAAAAAUGGUGAUGCUAAUGAUGAUGAUGAUGAUGAAAUGAAUGAUAUUGAAAUUGAACAACAAUUAUGGACUGUUGUUGCUCGAUCAUCCAAUGAUAAUUUUGUUUGAAAAAAAAAUUUUUAAUUACCAAAAAACAAACAAACAAAACCGGUAUCGCCAUCUAACAACCGAGACAGAACCAGCUUAUCUUUUUGAAAACUUUUUCUUGAAAAAAAAACAAAACAAAAAUACAAAAAUUAUUCUGAUGUGAUGAUAGUCACUUGGUGAUUCAAUCAAGUACAAUUCCCAAACAUUUUUAAUUAGAAUAUAUUUUUUUUCAAUUUUCAAAUUUAAAAAUAAAAAACAACAA
Dermatophagoides pteronyssinus (European house dust mite) is the source of this 1271-nucleotide messenger RNA. RefSeq lists its product as uncharacterized. NCBI's taxonomy places the organism in Eukaryota, Metazoa, Arthropoda, Arachnida, Sarcoptiformes, Pyroglyphidae. The record is from RefSeq and is a predicted model, not a curated record.